Messenger RNA from Hevea brasiliensis (rubber tree), 821 nucleotides. RefSeq names its product universal stress protein PHOS34. The record is from RefSeq and is a predicted model, not a curated record. The transcript has 4 exons. Bases 123 to 608 code for a protein of 161 amino acids. Lineage: Eukaryota; Viridiplantae; Streptophyta; Magnoliopsida; Malpighiales; Euphorbiaceae.
UCCUGCUUUAAGUCAUGCGGCCCAAGCCAAAUUCAAGUGUAGUAAUUCACAGGCUCACUGUUGGUUUUGCACUUUGCGGAAAGAAACAAAGCAAAAGUCGCACGCGUUGAGAGACGUUUUCAAUGUCCACCGUAGAGAAGCAAGUGAUGGUGGUUGCUGUCGAUGAUAGCGAGCAUAGCUUGUACGCUUUGAGCUGGACGCUCGAUCAUUUCUUCGUUCCCUUCGUUUCUAAUUCUCCUUUCAAGCUUGUUGUUCUCCACGCCAAACCCUAUGCUGCUACUGCUGUCGGUCUACCUGGACCUGCGGCUGCUGAGAUUUUACCGUCUCUGGAGUCGGAUUUGAAGAGGAUAGCUGCUAGAGUUAUUGAGAAGGCUAACGAAAUCUGCACCAGUAAAUCGGUGAAUGAUGUGAUAUAUGAAGUGGUAGAGGGUGAUGCAAGGAAUGUUCUCUGUGAUGCUGUAGAGAAACACCAUGCUUCAGUAUUGGUUGUGGGUAGUCACGGUUAUGGAGCUAUUAAAAGGGCGGUGCUAGGUAGUGUGAGUGACUACUGUGCUCAUCAUGCUCACUGCAGCGUGAUGAUUGUGAAGAAGCCUAAGAUCAAACACUAAGACAACUUACCUCUUCUGAAUUAAUAGUAAUUGCAACAUAUGCUUUUAUGUAAUGAAAAUAAUGGUGCACACUGUCAAUGUCAGAUACAUGUAUUUCAUAAUUGCUGCUGACUCUUUCGUGUAUGCAAUUACCUGUGUGUAUGACCAUUUUCCGUUGCUCUUCAGACAAUCAAUUUAUAAAUUAUAUUAUCAUAUAUAAUUAUGAUUUAACAA